Molecule: messenger RNA, 1077 nt
Organism: Kwoniella botswanensis
Lineage: Eukaryota; Fungi; Basidiomycota; Tremellomycetes; Tremellales; Cryptococcaceae
Exons: 4
Coding region: 1-1077 (358 amino acids)
Biological process (GO): mitotic cell cycle
Cellular component (GO): mitotic spindle; DASH complex
Source: RefSeq, a predicted model, not a curated record
AUGGACUCUCCACUAUUACCUCAGUUCAACAAACAGAAUCUAGACGAUGUUUCCCUUUUGGAAGAUCCUUCUUUACUCGCUGAUCUAAGUAUGGAUUCAGACGUUCAUUCUUAUGCUUCUUCGUCAAAUCAGAAUCAUCAACAACACCUAUUUACCAAUGAUCAGCGAACUCUGGGACAGCGUCCUUCCAUAUUCUCACCGACUUCCUCUAGCUCGCAGCCGUACUCAUACCCCCGGCAGAAGACAGUGAAUGUACAACAUGAUGGAGAGGAAACACCAGUCAAAAUUAGUAAACCUCAAACUAAACCUAGAUUCUCGUUGUUCGCUCCUACUCAACCUACCACUUACGAUGACGAAGAUGACCAUGAAAGUGAAGAUGAGGAUCAGACUAUACAUCAUUCAAACAACCCACAGCAACGAGAUGAUGAAGCAGCAGAGGAUGAAGCCCAACAGAGGCAGAGGCGGAGACAAUUGUCGCUAGAUAAUAAUAGAGAAGAUCGAUUGAGGUCCAGUUUGUACGAGUUGAGAAAGAUGAAUGAGGUUUUUGAGGGUGUCAUAGGUGCGUUGGAAGGUGUGAGAGGACACAACCAGAGACUAGCCGAAAGAGUUCGACAGACUUCCGCACUGUUAGAUGAAUACACAGCGAUAAUGGGCCAGGCGGAACAUACGCAGAAAUUGUUAUUGAAUACGAAAUGGACAGGUAGUACAGAUGACGCAGAAGCUAUAGCGGCCAUCGAGCAAGCUCGUCUGCAAGCUGUCGAACGUGCAGAAGAGGAAUCGCGACGUGCGGCUGAACAAGCUCGACUAGCAGAGGAAGAGAGGGAAAGGAGGAUAAUAGAGAGGGAGAGAUCCGAGGCGUCAAGUUCGAGGGGGGCGAGAGGUAGAGGGGUACCGAGGGGUAGUGGAUUGAGAGCAAGGGGAACAGGUAUACCACGUCCUUCCAUCGCUACUUCCCGUCCAACGUCUUCUACAACAGGUACCAAAAGAGGAACGACCUCGACGACAACUACAAGAGGAGGUGGAGGUUUGGGCGGUCAGUAUAAUCAUGUUAAAAGUAGUGGUUAUGGACCUCGAUGA